AUACCCUCUCUGUUGUCCGUCUACCAACUCCAUCUUCUGAUCGAUUUCGGAAGUUGUAUACUUACACACCUACCUAAGGAUACGGAACAAGUUUCAAAUACAUUAUAAAAAGGGAAAAUAAGUGGCAAGAUGAGGCAGACAGGCUUUUUUCACCACAUCGGCACAUUUCUGUUGUUCGCAGCCACUGUGCUGUUAAUCAUCACCGAUAUCUCAGCACCUGUCGUCAAUAGCAUUUCGCUACUACGGGUCAACCUCGACAAUGGCGGAACAUCUACCAACCGCCACCCCAGUGUGAACUUUGGAACCUUUGGCUGGUGUGUGCGAGAUACCAUGGCAUCCGGCGAGGACAAUUGCAGCCGCUCUCAAGUCGGCUACGACCCAACCUCCAUCCUUGAGGAGAACAUGAAUGGCAUCGAAUUCUCAGACUAUGCCGAGGACUCAACGCGCGCGCUCACACACGUUAUGAUUCUGCAUCCGAUUGCGACAGGGCUGGCCUUCAUCUCGUUCCUGUUGGCACUCGGCGCUGGUGUCGUCGGCAGCUUGCUCGCAUCCUUAGGCGCAUUAUUGACAUUCCUCGUCACACUGGUUGCUCUCAUAUGCGACUUUGUCGCCUUCAGCAUCAUUAUGUCCGCCGUCCAUGACCUGGGUGAUGACAGUCGGGCUACUUGGGGUGCUGCUUCGUGGACCACGCUUGCCUCUGCAAUUUGCAGCCUGUUGGCCACCAUCGUCGUUUUCUUCACAUGCUGCAGCGCUAGAAUGCACCGUCGACGAAACCCGCAGGCUACCAAGGAUAUUCCCGAGGGGUAUGCCGCGACGCCCUCUCGCAGGAGACGCUUCUGGCAGAGACGUUGAGCAAGCGACCUAGAUACAACGACACUUGUGCCUAGCCAGGCUCAUAACAUAUUACUACGAAAUAACGAGCUCGAAUCCGACACUAAUGCAUGAACAUACAACGAAACGAAACAAUCCAGAGUGGCAGCCUUGUGGGUUCACGACGGAUCAGUUUCUAGGGGGUGGGGUUUGCGGUUUUAGGGGUUAGCGACGGUGUGUUUUUCUACUUGACGGACUCGGUUGGUCUGUUACAAUUACCUAUUAACCUAGGUAUAUAUACCCUUCAUAAGUACUUAAUUAUUCAUGCUUUAUACCUGGAUCAUACGCGCGCCCAUUGUAUAUGCCGGUAAUUCACGAUAUUUUACAUACCAUACUGUCAUUUAUAUGAUUUAUUACCUACCUAUAUAAAAUAAAUAAAGCGCGAUGGAUUUGAAACCGUCACCUUGCAAAC
Hypoxylon fragiforme is the source of this 1282-nucleotide messenger RNA. RefSeq names its product pali-domain-containing protein. Gene Ontology annotation, cellular component: growing cell tip; cell division site; plasma membrane. The coding region runs from base 130 to 852 and encodes 240 amino acids. The transcript has 2 exons. NCBI's taxonomy places the organism in Eukaryota, Fungi, Ascomycota, Sordariomycetes, Xylariales, Hypoxylaceae. The record is from RefSeq and is a predicted model, not a curated record.